GGCACUGCAUCACUGCUCGCGCCCCACAGCCCCUGCACUCAUCAAAUCGCAUCGUGACGCGACAUUUGCUCCCUGCGCCGAGGAGCAGCGGGAAGAAACCGUAGUAAAGGGGCGUGUGAGGCUAGGCUAGGCGGGACGCACGCGGUGGGUCGGGGGCUAUCGAUCUGGGGGAGUCUGUUGAGAGACUACACGGUGUGAGGACCGCACAGUGGCUCGUGGCUCCUAGUGGCUCGCAUAACCCCAGCGCCUAACACCCGGAGGAACCAUGAACAAGCUCUUCUUCGGCUCCGCUGCCCUCCUGGCCCUGCUCGGCUUGUUCGUCCGGGAAGGUCUGGGCCUCAGCUGCUGGGCAUGUAACAGCGCGUUCGACCCCCGCUGCGGAGAGACCAACUUCGACUCGAGUACUCUGGACACCAUCGACUGUAACCAGCUGGAGAAGAACCACCUGGACACUGAACCCAUCUACUGCAGGAAGAUCAUCCAGAGAAUCAACGAUAAGGUGCGAACCGUGAGGGGCUGCGGCUGGCUGGAGGAGACGAAGGCUGCCGCCGGUGAGUGCUACACCAGGACGGGCACCAAGGACGUCAUGGUCACCUACUGUCACUGCACCGAGGACAACUGCAACUCCGGCAACUCGGUCUUGGCGUCGUUGGGAAUGUCCGCAGUCUUCUUGGCCCUCACACGGCUCUUUUAGACGAGACAGAGCGCGGUGCAAGACGCCAUCAGCACCAUCAGGGCUGUUAACUUCGCUAUUUCAAAUCAACUAGACUCCAAGAACUCGCCUGCAGUAAUGCUGAUGUACGUAGGGAAACUGUUGCGUUGUAAAACUAAAAUGGUCGAAACUAUUCAGUAAACAUAGACAGUCAAUAAUUUUACAUCCAUAAUUGGGAGAAGCAAGUGGCUGCAAUGCCCCUCCUUUCUAAAGUAAAUAAGUACCUGCUGCUCAUAUUGUCGAUCUAAAAGAAAGUAAUAAUACCGCAGUCGUUUGAAGUAGUCUACGAGUCAGAGUCAGUAAACGAUGUAAUAUAACCUCAAUUAAAACUUUAGGGACGGGAUUACAGAAAAGCGUAAUGGAUGUGAGUAUCUUUUUUCUGAGUUGGCUUCAGCUGUGGUGCGGGGUGGCGAGUGUGCGCGCAGGCGAUGGUGCUCCUCGAGUGGACAGAUGAGAAGAAGGGCCAUCGCAUUGUUUUGUUUUGUUUACCCUCAGUGAAGGUGGGGAAGCCUGCCUACCUGCACUCAGCAACACACGUGUAACAUUCUAGACUUCGGAGCGGCUGUAGGGUGGACACGAAUGGUCACAAGUAGGUUUCAGAGUUGAUCAGCGUGUCACCCUAGAAGGAAGUGCUGUGAGUGGCAGUGGUCACUCCCAACAGGUAAUUAUGGUCAGGGGGCGGCACGGGAUGGUAGUCGCUGUUCAUUAUACCUGUCAAGAUGCCUCACACGUAUUGAGAUAACAUUGUUCUGGAAGAGGAAAUAAUUAGGGUAUCAUAUGUGCCGAUCAGAGCAUCACAGCGCACUCACCAAAAUGCAGUUCAGCUUUUUGUCUAAUUCGGAUAAGUUCCAAAUCUAUUUAUAUCAGACGCAGGUGUCUAUCUUCACGUUACGGUCACAUAGUCAUUGACAGUUUAACUCAUCUUUUUGAAUACUCUGUGAAUACUCCGUGAUCACUUUUAGAAUCACUUCAUAUUGAUUUCAAAUUGCGACUGUACUUCAUUGUUGAUAACACGUGCAUUGUUGUAAAGAGACACCCGUGUAGUCGGUACUUCGUCACACAAGUACCGUUACGAACUCACGGUUGUUGGAUGCCGAAGUACCUUUACGUAGCAAGAUCCGUUUCGAAGCACGGAGGAACGGGAGGGUCUCGUUCUUGCUCUCCUCGGCAGGGUUGGAAGCCAGCCACUGUAGGAUUAUGUUGAGCCUCUGCCUUAAAAUAGACAGUGGAAGAUGUAAGUUUGAUGUAGAGUUCCACACUGCCUUUUGCACCUGUUAAGCAUACUCUGACCCUUUGUGCGUUUAUUGUCCGUUUUCUGAUACACUGUGAGACGAAGCUCCGACGCGUUGGUUGUUGGUUUACUGCGGGGCAGCUCGGUGGUGGAGUCACUACUGGAUCUGUGUGCGCCAGUAAGCCGCAAUGGUCGCUGCGUCGGAACUACAUCUCACAGGUAUAAGACUUUCUGUACAAGCUGGGUGUUACUGGCAGAUGACCCGUACCGCAUACAUAUUGUUCUGGUAGCCAAUAGCUGAGCUGUUUACAUGAGUCCUGUUUACCUUUCAUUGACUCGGCAAAUACGAUAGUUGUAUGCUUUGGUUUUGAGCCAGCACACCGAAUACUCCGUACUCACUGAAGGUUUCGUGCAAAUGGUGAAUAAUUUCACAUGUAAGUUAGCAUAAUGUGUAAAUAGAUGAGUAGAUCGAGUCUAACUACUGUUCUUUGAGUGGAAUGCUCUGCCUUGUAAAAAGCAAGUUCAUUUAAAGCGUGCUUGGUAAGCUAGAAUGACUCUACCAUAGAGGCAACAGCAGAAUUUGCUUGACAAAAUAUUCAAGAUCUGGCAGAAGGAUCUUUGCAGAGUUGCAAUCGGCCCAGGUAUAAGACAUCACAUCAAUAUAUGUUUCAUUAUAUCUUUGAAAGAAAACAGGCAUUUUCUUUGCUGUUUAUAGUCCAGUUACUUUGUUUUGUCGAAAGUCAUGGUGUAUUCAUAAGGAACUGACAAAAGAAUGCCUUAUUCCUUCACUUGUGGUUGUAGUGAAACAAGGGUAUAUGUAUAAUGUAAAUAUACUGAUUAUUUUCUUUGACAAGGUUAUACAGUAAAACCUAAAAAAAAUAGGUUAUUCGAGAUUCAGGAAAUGGUGUAUUGAUAAAAAUAAUAACAUUCAUAAGGAUAUUCAGCCUUGUUCAUUUAAGUUGAACUCCUUCAAGAUUUCAAUGUUCAAACUUAUUUCAAAUAUCAGUGACCUUGCAAUUAAUUUAUCAUAGCUGUCCUGUUUGUAUAUGCUGCUGUGGCUGCAGUGUGACUGCACACUAACCGCUUUGUCACCAAAGUCAUGCCCUCUUAUGUUCUCACACACAUCUGAAAAAACUAAGUGAAAAGACAUUUGAUCACAACACUUGUUAAAUGUUGUAAGCUGCCUUAUAACCAAGCAGUUCUCAUUAAGUUAUUGACUGGCUGACCUGUGCUUGCAGCAAGAUUAGUUGCAUAUCAUUAGCCUGGGAAUAACGUGCCCUUUGAAGUGAGGCAGUCAUGCCGUUCUUGAAAGUUAUUACAGAUUAUUUAUUUAUUUUUUUACUCAUGCUAGAGGGAAAUUCUGACAUCAUUGCCAAGACACCAUUUAUUGUGGGUCACUCUUCCCUGGCUGCCCCCAACAGCCUGAUCUGUUUCCAGCCGAAAAAUUAGGUUUAAUCAACAUCAAAAGUUCAUCUAGGUAUUAUUAAUUUGCUUAUGAAGGAAUUCAUAAUUUGAGUAAUAAAUUGAUCUUACAUUAUGAAUGAGUAAGAUAACAGUUCCUAUGAUGUUUGUGUACCUUCUAAAUCUUUUACCUUGAAACUUUUGAGUUGAUGAACUGAGCUACUUGUAUACCAUCAAAGAUGCUGGUACAUAAAAGGGUAUGAAGAAGUGAGGUUGUACUGUAUAUGCAUGGUUAUGUCAGUGCUUGUGACUACAACAUAUUAUCAUCCAAAGACAAAGGUCAGACAUGUAUUAUACACCUAAAAUGGCAAAAGAAAACAUAGAGUUUUGGUUGGAGAUUCGAUAACUUUGUCAUAAAAUAGUAAAAUAGAUGAAAAGUCUCCAUGGCAGUAUUUUUAUAUUAAUGUGUUCAUGGUAUGGUCAAUGCUUGUGACAACACAAAUUCACUUGUGUAAUAUACUGUAUAUUCUAACUUGCCAUUGUAUGUACGUCAUGUAAACGUGUUCCAAGUUUUUCUCAGGCAAUGUGCAAUACCCUGAUGUUUAAGUUUAAUUUUAUUCAGUCUCCGUAAAGGAAUUCUGAACCCGUUGUUCCUAAGUUUUCACCUUCUCUAGACUUUUCCGAGAACCUACCACUCCACGAUAUAUUUUAGUUUCGUUGACACUUACCCUUCACUCUGGAAUAAUAGUUCCAAGGGAACAUGCUACUCCGUGUGCAUUGAGCUGUGUUCAUAUGUACAGUGUGUAAGUGUGCUCAGGUUCUGAGUACACUGAAAUAGUUUAAUUUUGCAUUAUAGAUAAGCAUCACUGAAUUGCUGUGGGAAAAUCUUGCUACAAAAUAUAUGUAGUAGAGGUGACGAUCUAGUGCCGGACACCAAGAAUGGAGAAAUAAACUGAUAAUUUUGUCUGCUGGAUGAGCCACAUUUCUCACUGUUGACUGCACUAACUAACACUGUUUUUAUCUUUUGAGAAUUUAGAUAUUUUCUACAUCACAUCUUGUACAGCUUAGGACACACUACUUUGUCCAAGAAAGUUCAGUAACUUUUUCUCCACAUUUAUUAGUUCUUUAUAAAUUUCACAAAUUUGUAGGCAAGAAUUAUUGCCACCUAUAGAUUCGAACCCAACUACUGUAGUAGCAUUCUAUAAUGAGGUUAAUGAUAUGAAGAAAUUGUAUGUAACUUAUAAGAAUUAGUUCUCUUACUCAGUUAAAUUAUAUAUUGGUACAUGUAUCUUAAUUUAAAUCAUAGAAACUGCAGAAACCAGCUAUUAUUGGCAGCAGUUAUAAGACUUGAUCAUCACCUGAACGGCAUGUUUUCAGCAGUUCAACUCCUGGAAUUUCACAACACACCAAAGAGCCAGACUACUUUGAUUCAUGGUUGAAAAUUAUUGGAACAUCCAUCAAAGUCUAGUUUACUUUUAUCAUUUCUGUAAUGACAAUGAAACUUCUUUAUAAGAUCCUGAAUAAUAAAAUUAUUAGUGUGCCAUGUACAAAC
This is a messenger RNA of Eriocheir sinensis (Chinese mitten crab), 4896 nucleotides long. RefSeq lists its product as uncharacterized. Lineage: Eukaryota; Metazoa; Arthropoda; Malacostraca; Decapoda; Varunidae. Bases 266 to 694 code for a protein of 142 amino acids. The transcript is spliced from 3 exons. Gene Ontology annotation, biological process: positive regulation of voltage-gated potassium channel activity; regulation of synaptic transmission, cholinergic; sleep. The record is from RefSeq and is a predicted model, not a curated record.